Messenger RNA from Pygocentrus nattereri (red-bellied piranha), 4124 nucleotides. RefSeq names its product sema domain, immunoglobulin domain (Ig), short basic domain, secreted, (semaphorin) 3E (gene sema3e). The coding region runs from base 525 to 2891 and encodes 788 amino acids. Gene Ontology annotation, molecular function: chemorepellent activity; semaphorin receptor binding. Gene Ontology annotation, biological process: positive regulation of cell migration; negative chemotaxis; semaphorin-plexin signaling pathway. Lineage: Eukaryota; Metazoa; Chordata; Actinopteri; Characiformes; Serrasalmidae. The record is from RefSeq and is a predicted model, not a curated record. The transcript is spliced from 17 exons.
GGAUCGCUGAGUGGCACGUGGAGAGGCAGUAUUUCACUGCACUGGACGAGAGACAGAGCUGUGGAGGAGGAGAGAGAGAAGGAAAAAAGGUGGAGAGAAGAGGGAAGAGACAGGGCUUCUUAUUAGUCAGACAAGUCAGCGGUGCACCUCCGUUCUCUCCAAGAUCAGCACAGCCCCCUUUGACUGACACACACACACACACACACACACACACUCGUGCGUGCGCACACCCACACCCAGUGCAUGUGUGAGUUGAUGGAAUGCGUCUGACAGGGCGGUCAGCCAGGGUUGAGUCAGAGCACUGCGUUUUCUUUAGCAGAGCGCUGGCCACGCUCUGGAAACACACACUGGAAGCUUCACACACUCUCUCAUAGGGACAUAACGACACACACACACACACUCAGUCAGCUUCCACCUCAGAGGAUUUACAAGUUGACUCCUAUCAUGAUGUGCUGAUGACUGCAUGCUGACUGGAACCAAGCCUGUCCAUCUUUGGUCUGGACCAUGGAGGUUAGUAGCACUGGAUGGUAGAGACAGAGUCUAAGAGACAUUUCAGGACGAGUGCGUGUGCCAGGAUGGCGGGGUGCGUGUGGACUCUCACCCUCAUACUUUGUGUGGUCCUGUGGAGCGACUUUGAAGUGCAAGGAGCAAAAAACAACUAUCCGAGACUACGACUGUCCCAUAAAGAGCUCUGGGAUUUGAACAGGACCUGGGUGUUCCAGGCUGGAGAGGGGGUUCUACAGCAUUACAGUAUGCUGCUGGAUGAGACUCAGGAGAGGCUGAUCAUUGGCGGGAAAGACAUCCUCUAUUCUCUUAACCUAGACAGAGUCAGUGCACCUCACAGUGAGAUCCAUUGGGCUAGUUCUGAGGAGCAGGUGGAGCAGUGUCUCAUGCAGGGCAGGGAGAAGCCGGAGUGUGCCAACUACAUCAAGCUGAUUCAGCAGUAUAACAGCACUCACCUGUUAACGUGCGGCACUGGAGCCUUUAGCCCAGCAUGUGCUUACAUCAGAGUCAGCCACUCAAUGGAGCAGAACAGAGUGUUUCAACUGGAGUUAGAGCAUAUAGAGAGUGGCAGAGGGAAAUCUCCCUUCCAUCCCAACAGCCCCACAAUCUCCACUGUGUCCAGAGGGCAACUAUUUGUAGGUCUGUACACUGACUACUGGGAGAAUGAUGCAGCGUUGUAUCGCCUAGGCAACCAUGGCUACACUAGAACAGAAGUUGGUGACAGACAGCAGCUGAACGAGCCCAAGUUUGUAGGAUCUGUGGCCAUCCCUGAUAACGACGACCCUGCAGAUGACAAAGUUUACUUCUUCUUCACUGAGAGAGUGCCCAACACAGAGGGAGGACAUAAGGCUGUCUACAGCAGAGUGGCCAGAGUGUGUGCUAAUGACCACGGUGGUCAGCGAAUGUUGGUGAAUAGGUGGAGCUCAUUUCUGAAGGCUCGUUUGAUCUGCUCAGUGGCAGGACCCAAUGGCAUUGACACACACUUUGAUGAGCUGGAGGAUGUGUUUGUGCUGAAGAAGAAGGAUGAGAAGAAUCCUGAAAUCUUUGGCUUGUUCAGCACAACCAGUGCGGUAUUUAAAGGAUAUGCGGUAUGUAUGUAUAACAUGGAGGAGAUUCGUGCAGUUUUUAAUGGGCCAUUUGCACAUCGGGAGCGCGCUGACCACCACUGGAGUGUGUAUGAAGGGAAAGUGCCAUACCCUCGCCCUGGAUCUUGUGCCAGUAAGAUUAAUGGGGGUCAGUUCUCCAGUUCUAAAGAGUACCCUGAUGAGGUUCUGCGAUUUGUGCGUUCCCAUCCUCUCAUGUUCCAGCCGGUGCAGCCGGUCCACAGGCGGCCCAUUCUGCUUGACACGGAUGGAAGACGCAGGCUCACUGAGCUUGCUGUGGACAGAGUGGAGGCAGAGGAUGGUCAUUACAAUGUCCUGUUCAUUGGCACAGAUGACUCAGUUGUGUUAAAAGUGAUCACCAUCUUCAACAAGGAGGCCAACACAGUUGAAGAAGUACUCUUGGAGGAGUUACAAGUGUUCAAGGUUCCUGUACCAAUCACAGAAAUCAUCAUCUCAACUAAAAGACAACAGCUGUAUGUUGGAUCAGAGGUGGGUGUGGCUCAGGUUCGUGUACAUCAGUGUGGUCUAUACGGCUCAGCCUGCGCUGACUGCUGUCUGGCUAGAGACCCCUACUGCGCCUGGGAUGGACACACCUGCUCUAGAUACUACCCUGCUGGCAUUUACACAAAGAGGCGCUUCAGAAGGCAGGAUGUCCGUCAUGGCAAUGCUGUUCAGCAGUGUAACGGUCUCCAGCUGAAUGAUGCUCAGAGUGUGUUAGAGAAGCUGGUGUAUGGUGUGGAGAAAAAUAGCACUCUGUUAGAGUGUAGACCCCGGUCCCUGCAGGCUUUACUCACUUGGUACAUGUUGAAAGGACUGGACAUGGAGGAGAUAAAAGGUGAUGAGCAUAUUAUUCAGACAUCUCACGGCCUGUUGUUUCUGACAACAAAGAAGUCUGAUGCGGGUGUAUACGUGUGCCAGUCAGAAGAGCAUGGCUUUGUUCAGACCAUAGUGAGGGUCACUCUGGAGGUACUGGAGGAGGAACGGGUCGAGAGCCUGUUCCAUCGAGGAGAAUAUGAAGAGAAGGAGGUUCAGUUCAGAUCUCCUCCCUGCCCCUUCCCCAGCCUGCCUUCAGCCCCUUCUGCCACCAAGCUCUGGUACAAAGACUUCAUGCAGCUGAUUGGCUACAGUAACUUCCAGCGAGUGGAGCAGUACUGUGAGAGAGUGUGGUGUGCCUCUGACAGGAAAAGGAAGAAGCUUAAAGGCCUACCGCCCAAGUGGCGCUACUCUCAGGGGGCCGAGCGCCAUGGGAAAGCUCGGGCGCCCAGACACACACGGGACCACUGAGGAUCAUGUGGGAACACAGUAAUACCCUGAACUGAUUCUACAGACCACAGGGUUGCACUCAUGCUUACAAAUAAUAUUCAUAGUUAUUUCGAUCAUUAUGUUAUAAUAUGAACUAUGAAAUAUAAAUGCAACUGAGGUAUGUUUGAGUUUUAGUGAUGCCAUGUAACGAAGCUUUUCCAGGCACAAAUGAAUCCACUCUUAACAAUAAAUAGCCAUUUGGAUCGAUGCCAUAGAAGAAACAUUUUAGUUCCCUAAAGAACCUGGUUUAAAUGUUUUUAGGUACCAUUUAGGAAGCUUUAAGAGUGAAGAGUGUACCCUUAUGCUAAAGCGCAUUGUCAGUGAGAAUUCUUUCAUGUAAAGCUUUUUUAGUCUAGGACCUUGACUGUGUCUGGAAAUCUUGUCCUUGGUGUUUGGUUUGGAGUGUGCUAGACUGUAGAAGGUGGAUAAGAAUUGAUGUUAAAGUGUAUUUCUGUGUUUGGUGGUAAAGCUAGUUUUGAAGUGUGGAACAUUACAGUUAUGCUGAGGUUGCUUAUACAGUGACAUAUAGCAUUUUCCAGUGGAUGAGGCUGGUGGCAUUUUAAAAAAAGAUUCCAAAAAUGAAACAAAACAACCACACUGAUUCAUUUCACACAGCGGCAAACAUGGACAUGCAGUGCUUCCUUUUGCAACGACGUGAGCUGUCAUGUGAGAAGCUUCAGAAUAACUUUUCUUUGCUUGACAGCCUGAAUUGUGGAUUUCAGAACAAUCCCUUUCUCCGGAAUAGGAUGACUCAUCACUUCAAAAAAGAGCAAGCACUCUUCAUCCUCAAAAUCCCUGCUCACAAAGAGAGGCACAGCUCUGCGCACAUUCUUUAUGUAUUUAUCAUUUCUAUUUUAUAUUAAAUUAUUGUAGUUGGUGUUUGGUAGUGGUUUAGGUCAAUUUCUAUUUUAAACUGGAAAAUGUUGCUGUUUUUGUGUUUAGUAUUUCUAGGCUUUCAGAACACUGAGUAUAAGGAUCAUUGUCACAGGCCCAUGCUUUCAGCUUUAAGAAUCAAUCAACACAGACGGUCAUAUCUUGGACUUAAUAUCCGCAAACAUUAAUCAGUUCCCCAAUGAACCACUGAACUAACAUCAUCAUGAUGAAUCAUGUUAUGACCUCCAUACUAACAUAAAUGUAGUGUAUUCUGUUAGUUGGAGAUUGAUACCAAUGUAGAAAUCUGUUUUUAUGUAGUCCAAUAAAUGCCAUAAAUACUUG